Messenger RNA from Eimeria acervulina, 372 nucleotides. RefSeq lists its product as hypothetical. Lineage: Eukaryota; Apicomplexa; Conoidasida; Eucoccidiorida; Eimeriidae. The record is from RefSeq and is a predicted model, not a curated record. The transcript has a single exon. Bases 1 to 372 code for a protein of 123 amino acids.
AUGUCCCCGUCUUAUCGGACAGCAAAUACCCUAUACGCCCCAACUCUUCAGGAAGAGUUGAGGUCCGCACCAACUGCACAUAACAGCAGCAGCAGCAGCAGCAGCAGGACAUACAGCAGCAGCAGGACAUACAGUAGCAGCAGGACAUACAGCAGCAGCAGGACAUACAGCAGUAGCAGGACAUACAGCAGUAGCAGUGGAAGCAGCAGCAGCAGCAGAAGCAGCAGGGCAUAUAGCAGUAGCAGUAGCAGUAGCAGUAGCAGCAGCAGAAGCAGCAGGGCAUACAGCAGUAGCAGCAAAUGCAAAGAUAUAUACAGCACCAACUACAUGCAGCAUCGGCAGCAGCAGCAGAAGCAGCAGCAGCAGCAGUAA